Rhagoletis pomonella (apple maggot) is the source of this 1259-nucleotide messenger RNA. RefSeq names its product geranylgeranyl transferase type-1 subunit beta-like. Gene Ontology annotation, cellular component: CAAX-protein geranylgeranyltransferase complex. The record is from RefSeq and is a predicted model, not a curated record. Gene Ontology annotation, biological process: protein geranylgeranylation. Lineage: Eukaryota; Metazoa; Arthropoda; Insecta; Diptera; Tephritidae. Gene Ontology annotation, molecular function: CAAX-protein geranylgeranyltransferase activity.
UAAUUACGAAGGAGGGAGAAACGAAAUGUUGCAGUGGCUUUCAGGGAUCACGUUGUAUCAACAUUAUUUCCGAUGAUGAGCAACUGCAGGCUAGUGCCAGGUACUAUCAGUGGGGUCAUCUUGCAAUGACUUACACUGGUAUUGGCAUAUUGGCCACACUUGGUGAUGACUUGAGUCGUUUGGAUCGCAAAAGCAUUGUUGAUGGCGUAGCUGCAGUCCAACGCCCAGAUGGCAGCUUUAGCGCCUGUAUAGACGGCAGUGAGAACGAUAUGCGUUUCGUGUUUUGUGCAGCCGCCAUUUGCCAUAUGUUAGACUAUUGGGGAGAUGUGGAUAAGGAGAAAAUGUUCCAAUUCAUAACAAGUUGUAUUCGUUAUGACAAUGGCUUCAGUCAGUAUUUGGAGGGUGAAGCACAUGGUGGUACUACAUUUUGCGCUUUGGCUGCGUUAAAUUUGAGCGGCCAACUGCAUCGCUUAGACGAGACAACGAUUGAAAAUAUAAAGCGUUGGCUCAUUUUUAGACAAGUAAAUGGUUUCCAGGGACGUCCGAACAAAACUGUGGAUACCUGUUAUUCCUUUUGGAUUGGUGCAGCGCUACGUAUUUUAGGUGCCUUUGAACUAAUCGACUACGCCGAAAAUCGCGCCUACAUUAUGGAGACCCAAGACAGCAUAGUCGGUGGUUUCUCCAAAUGGCCACAAUUUACAACAGAUCCAUUUCACACAUAUUUUGGUCUUUGUGGAUUGUCCUUCAUGAAUGAACCUGGUUUGUUGGAAGUUAUGCCUAGCUUGAAUAUAUCAAUGCGUGCAUAUAAUCGUCUGAAACAGGUACAUGCAUAGUGGCGAACUGAUAAUGCAGAAGACAAAUUUACUAGCAAAAAUACGUCGGCAUCAAAGCUAGGCAACGCUGAAAAUUCAACGUCCGUUACCUCGCCGCUUAUAGUUAGAAGCACAAUAAUGCGCAUUUCAUUUACUAAAUUUUUACAUUUAAUUAAGCUGAAAAUAAUUUGUUGGCAGUGACUUUUUUGUAAUAUGAUAUGUUUUUCUUGUAUCUAAUGCUUAUAUCGUCGUUUAAAGUACAACACCGCGUAUCAACAAAUUCAAAACCUUGUAUCAAGAUAAUGCAAAACCGAGUAAGUGAGGUAGCAUAAAUUAUUUUUUAGAGUUGUAAAGAAUAUUAUUUGUCGCAGUGUAUUUACUGGUCUAAUGGCAACCUCCUACAUUCUUGUGAUAACUAUAUUUUCAUCUUUGCUGAUGGCAACCAUA